Molecule: messenger RNA, 753 nt
Organism: Rotaria sordida
Lineage: Eukaryota; Metazoa; Rotifera; Eurotatoria; Philodinida; Philodinidae
Source: the annotation of a GenBank genome assembly
AUGGCAACUAACUCAUAUUGGCCGAGUUCUCAAAGUUGGCGUCGUUAUUGGCCGUCGGGCAUAAUUGCCUUAAUUGCUGUUAUUCAACUUUUUUUUUCAUUUGCUAUUCUUGGACUUCAUAGCAGCAUUGUUGGCAUUGGAUUGGUUUUUUUUUGCUUUGCUUCAAUAUCAUGGUAUGUUAUGGGCUUUGUUUGCUGGGCCUUUUUCUUGGCAUGCUGGAUUUCAAUAUUCUGCGUUACUUGUUGUAAUCGAUCAUCCGUUGGCUGUGCAACAUAUGUUAUGAUAAAAAAUAUUCUUGCAUUAAUCUUCUCAGCUGUACUUAUCGAUUUUGAUCGAAGAUUUAUUAAUGGUCAAUUAUUAGAUUAUACGUUUGUUGCCAUCGGAGGCUGUACAUCCUUGUAUAACACUGACACCAAUUUCGGAAAUAUAUUAUUAUCAUUGGCUAAGGCACAAUUAGCUGCUUCAGUUAUCAUACUAGUCUCAUCUCUUGUUUUCAUUGCUAUUUAUAUCUAUGUUUACAUAAGAGCAGUCAAUGAUGGUAGAGGUGGAAAUAAUGAAAAUUUUCCUUCCAGUGGUCAGCGUCCAACAUAUGCCAUGCCACAGACAAAUUGGUCAUUUAAGGUACCACCACCAACAGAAUAUCAAGAAGAAGCAACUCAUCUCGAAAGAAGUAUAGUGCAUACAGUUGAUGGUUUACGAACUGUUGUUUGUCAGAGAUGUGGAACAACAAUCGAUAUACCUGAACGAUUUUAA